This is a messenger RNA of Pisolithus orientalis, 3092 nucleotides long. RefSeq names its product LNS2-domain-containing protein. Gene Ontology annotation, molecular function: phosphatidate phosphatase activity. Bases 1 to 2919 code for a protein of 972 amino acids. The transcript has 12 exons. Lineage: Eukaryota; Fungi; Basidiomycota; Agaricomycetes; Boletales; Pisolithaceae. Gene Ontology annotation, biological process: fatty acid catabolic process; triglyceride biosynthetic process. Gene Ontology annotation, cellular component: nucleus. The record is from RefSeq and is a predicted model, not a curated record.
AUGAACUACCUCCGUGGUGCCGUCAGUGCAACCUACCAGUACUACAAGGACAUCAACCCUUCAACGCUCACCGGCGCGAUCGACGUCAUCGUUGUACGGAGACAGGCCAACGACGGAGAUGUCCACUUAGCUUGCUCACCGUUUCAUGUUCGAUUCGGAAAGCUGCAGGUACUUCGACCAGCUGAUAAAAAGGUCAAUGUCUCUGUCAAUGGCAAUCCGAUUCCGUUCAGCAUGAAGAUCGGAGACGCCGGAGAGGCUUUCUUCGUCUUCGAAACUGAGGAAGAUAUCCCAGAAGACCUUGUCACCAGUCCACUGCUCACUGCGACAUCUACCACCCCGCAGAAGGACAUCGCACCCGUUGCGCUCGACGUUAAGUCAAGUCAGGCCGAAAUACCGCACAUCGGAUCGAAGCCAGACAUCCCGGAACCAGAAUUCCUGGAUCUAGAUGCUACGUCCAGCGAACAGGCUGCGUCCCAUCGUCAACGCGUACGCUCGGUACCUGAGCCGGCUCAGUCCGAUGUCGUACCAGUCCCCGCUGAAGGCGAAGGUACCGCACCCGAUGUCCAGUACAAAGACGACGUGGCUCUCGACAUAACCGGGUAUCAUUCGGAUCCAACGCAGCCGAAGAGGCGCGAAGGCGACCGAUCUAAUGAGCGAAUACUACCUCACUCAUAUGAAGGCAACGAAACAGGCUAUACUCCGCCACGUUUGCAAGAAUAUUCCUGGGAAUGGGGUUCAUUCCCUCAGCCUUCCCCAGUCCAGACCCACUUUACACCUUCCUUCGUUAAAGGCAAAUCUAAAGCCAUAGAUGAUACACAAGACGAUUCUGAAGACAGCGAUCGCGGUCUCAUGCGUAGUCGAAGCGUGCCACCCGAACUCGAAGGUAGUCCACAUUCGGUUCGCAUGUCUCUCCCUCCCAUUGCGUCGGAUGCAGACAAUGAUGCCCCUUGCGAACGCAACUUUACCUUGUAUACCGAACCAGAAGAAUUUGGCGCUGGUGGCAGGCUCGCGGCCUCUCGUUCGGACCCGACUAAAUUCCGGCUCAGUCUCGUGGAAAGACCAGGAGUGUUCCACGGGCGUGACGAAGUCGAAACAGCGCGUGCUUUUGAGGCUGGGAUUAUAGAUUACUACCGCUUCUGGAAUGGCGGACAAUACAUCACGCGGGAAGAUCGAUCUCCGUUAAUGGAUGCCUUAAACAUGUGGCGUGCAUCCUCUCCUCCGGAGGGUCUCAUAGAUGACUCCCCGUCCCCCUCGCCAUCGCAAGUUCAGUCUCCCUCAUCUUCGGACGAGGAGGAGUUGAGGCGCUCGGAAUUCAGACCACCAGCUCCACUCCCUGGGAGGUCGGCGACAAUGUCCAGUAGCUGGGUGAGGUGGUGGAGUCGAAGUAAAGAUAUACCUGAGGCAGAGAGACCUGUUCUCCGAGAAGCGACAACGAUUCCGUUUCAUGCAAAGUUUCCACAUAGCCCCUCCGCAACCACUGGCAAACCAGCAUCAGCACCACCGGGCACACCCGCAGCGACCCAAUCACCCGUCCCGAAACCCGUAGACCAGCCCAUCCCCACGAAACCGGAAGCGCGGAAGAGGUAUGCAAAGACCCUCCGAUUGACAUCUGAUCAACUUAAAGCACUGGAUUUGAAAUUAGGUACUAAUACGAUCACGUUCUCAUUAACGACAGGAGGGGCACCAGCGUGUACGGCUCGGAUUUUUGUCUGGGAAGCGACCGACAGAAUUGUGGUAUCUGAUAUCGACGGAACGAUCACCAAGUCUGACGGUCUCGGUCACAUAUUCACCAUGAUCGGACGAGACUGGACACAUUCUGGUGUGGCGAAGCUGUACAAUGAUAUCGUGCGAAACGGGUACAAGAUUAUGUAUCUCACCUCUCGAGCGAUUGGACAGGCAGAUUCGACGCGAGAUUAUCUUAAAGGUAUCAAGCAGGACGAUUUUCAGCUUCCCGAGGGACCCGUGGUCCUGAGUCCGGAUAGAGUCAUUGCGUCGCUGCAUAGAGAGGUAAUUAUGCGGAAGCCCGAGGUAUUCAAGAUGGCGCAGUCUCGGACACCAUUUUAUGCUGGCUUCGGGAACCGAAUCACGGACGCCCUGUCGUAUCGAAGCGUCAACAUUCCCUCAUCGCGCAUAUUCACCAUUGACUCGAGUAGCAUAGUCAAGAUGGAACUCCUCGAGUUGACAGGGUAUAAAUCAUCAUACAUCCACAUGACGGAUCUCGUUGACCAGAUGUUCCCGCCCAUUCACAGGAAAUGGGAAACCGAGUUUACGGACUUUAAUUUCUGGAAGACCCCGGUACAGGAGUUCCCGCUGCCGGAUUUGACACCGCCUUCACCUGCACUGAGCGCGCGGUCCGACACGUCUGGAAAGAGCGCGCUCGCUCGCCUACGGAAUUUUAGUAUCGGGGGAAGACAAUCGAUUUCGCUGACGGCCCCAUCGCUGACCCGUGGGGGGGCAGGAACGCCAGCUGAAGUUGGCACUGGCGGUGCUGGGGUUCUCGGGCAGCGAAGUACGCAUCUGCGUCAGAUGUCUUCGCUCGAGAAGCUCAGCAGUCGGCUGUCAGCGCUGGCGCUGUCAUCGUCGCCAUCUACUUUGGUAGAGAGUGGUGAAGAAAGUCUCCAAUCACGCUCGUCAGCUUCGUCGACAAUGUUAGAUUCGGAUGAAGAGGGCGAGGUAGACGUGGAAGGAGGUGGUACUUUGAAGAGGGACAGAAGAAGAUUACGAAGCACGAGCGUGACGAGUAUGCCUGGAUCACUAGACAACGACGAGCAAUUUAUGAUGGACGAAGAGGAGGAGGAAGGAACCCAUGAGUAUGAUGAGGAAGAGAAUGGAGAUGAGUUUGUGGAGGAGGCCGCAGAGGAGGAGUUUGACAGAGACUUCCUUGCCACUACUGAGAUGAAGAACGUUCCGUUCUUGUGAUGGGUUUCUGAGAGGUUUAGACAUCAACUGUCUUGGGAGGACUUCAUGCCAGUAACUAAUUAAACCGGAGUUAUUAUAAUGGCAUACUUGUAGAUCAUCACUCCGGAAUUUACAUCACCUCGGAGUCAUCGAUUGCAUUGGACGAUCUAUAGUCUGUUUAUGAAAACCAUCGC